AACUUUUCUGUGCUCCAUCUCCAUCUCCAAAAGCAUUUUCCCUCUCCAAAGGAAACAAAAGCGUUGGUUGACAACGGAAUCAAACAUAUUCCGCCACCACCAUCCUCAUCUCAAGUGAUCUUUUAGACCCUGCUUUGCUUUCUUCCUUCCCAUCCUUGAUCCUCCCCACAGAACCCAUCUUUCUGCGAUACCAAGAAAGCUAAAGAAGAUUUUUGGAAGCAAAAAUGCCUUCCUCCGAGUCCUCUGUUGGUUCCUUCUUGAGGCAGUUGAGCCACAGGGACCCUUGGAGCUCGUCGAAGAGGUGGAGCAAGAAGCAGCCGCCGGAGAAGACGCUCAGCCAGAUGGAGGGCCUGAAUCUCCAUGAGAAUGGGAUGGUGCUGAGGAAGAGGGUCAUGGUGGUCGUCGACUCCUCGACGCGCGCCAAGCACGCCAUGAUGUGGGCUCUGACCCAUGUAGCCAACAAGGGUGAUCUCCUCACUCUACUUCAGAUCAUACCACCAAGCACCAGCAGGGGCGCCCUUGUCACCAGCGGUGAUAGGACCUCCCAUCUUGCCAACAGCCUCGGAUCCCUUUGCAAGGCAUGCAGGCCAGAGGUUGAAGUUGAGGCCCUUGUGAUCCAAGGGCCUAAAGUGUCAACAGUCAUCAGCCAAGUGAAGAAACUUGAAGCAUCUGUUCUGGUUUUGGGCCAGAAGAAGCCUUCUCCUCUCAGCUGCCUGUUCCAGAGCAGCAGUGAGGAGUUCGUGGAGCAGUGCAUCAAGCACGCCGACUGCCUAACCUUGGCUGUCAGGAAGCAGAGCAGGAGCGUCGGUGGGUACCUCAUCAGCACUAGAUGGCAGAAAAACUUCUGGCUUCUUGCUUGAUCGAUCUGACCAUGGUCAUAGCCAUGCUCUUGUAAUUGAGACUUUGUGCUCUGUUGUAAAACUGACUGUAAUAAUGAAAGCCAUAAAUAGUUAACCAUCUUUCUAA
Messenger RNA from Nymphaea colorata (pocket water lily), 966 nucleotides. RefSeq lists its product as uncharacterized. The record is from RefSeq and is a predicted model, not a curated record. The transcript is spliced from 3 exons. The coding region runs from base 225 to 860 and encodes 211 amino acids. Lineage: Eukaryota; Viridiplantae; Streptophyta; Magnoliopsida; Nymphaeales; Nymphaeaceae.